UGCCUGCCCACGCUCUGUUCGUCGUUUCUCCGAAAUUUUGAUAUUUCUUUCAUUCUGAUUGCAGGACAGUGACCGGUAUGUGUGCAUUUGUUGAUAAUUUAUUCUAGUUGAGUUUUGUUGAGUACUGCAUGAUAUUAAACCACGUUCAUGGUCGAGAAAUGCUUAGAUAUUUUAAUCACCGGUUGUGGUGGUGGUCGACAGCCCACUUUGAAGCGGGCUUGCAUGGCAUUCACUUUACAACAACGCACAGCACUCUGCUAGGUUCUGCAAGUCCGUUAUCUAGCAAGCUAAGCUAGUGCUGUGUAUUGCAAAUAAUAGAUCCGAUCGACAAUACAAACUCUUCAAUCCAUGUGAAUUUUGCUAUUCUAGAUAGAGCCUGCACUACAGUCAGUUUGGUUCAGUACUCUAAAUCAAUGCAUAUACUAAACACUAAGUACACAGCAUAUUCUUUCACAGUUGUCCAGCAUAUUCUGGUACCAGUGCACUCUUUCCUGCACAGCCCCCAUUUUGUGAGUGUGUGUGUGUGUUGUUGUGUGGUCCAGCUGAUUAACAAUCUUUGAAUAACAACCUGGGUUGAAGUAUUCUAGUUUCUCAUCAUCCUGUUAUGAUAGAAGCAUGUGGGUAUUUCACCUGUCUCUAUUGCAUUUCUUCUCUUUGACUAUUUUAGAUCUCAAAAUCUGAUAUUUGUAUAUACAUGAUUUGACAGUAAAUAUGUUGCUAAAUGUAGGAUACUUAAGUAGAAAAGGUUGAUAUAAUGCGGAAAUGUAACUGAAGUUCAUAUUCAGUUUAGAGUGAUUAACAAUCUUUAGCAUAUUUAUAUAUUUUCCCACUCUCAAAUACACAUUAUUUCCAGUGUUCUGUUUGUGAAACUCAAGGUGCGGGUUGAUGGUCACUAGACUUGAUACUGAAUGUUGUGAUUGACGCCAGACCUGAGGUCCAAGUACAAGGACCGAGGACACACUGAUUAUUCACUGUUGUAUCACAGUGGUCCUCUGUAGCUCAAUUGGUAGAGCAUGGCGCUUGUAACGCCAGGGUAGUGGGUUCGAUCCCCGGGACCACCCAUACGUAAAAAUGUAUGCGCACAUGACUGUAAGUCGCUAUGGAUAAAAGCGUCUGCUAAACGGCAUAUUAUUAUAAUUAUAAUAAUAAUAAUUAUUAUUAUUCUGUUGCAGCUGACAGUCACUGCCUUUAUGUUUUGUCUUCCUACAAGCCUCUCGGGCUGGUGUUUACAGAACAUUUGGUGCUGUCUGAUUAGGAUAUAAAGGGCCUGACUCCAAGAGGCUUAUUAUACAUUUUCUCUGCUUCUGUGCAACUUGUAAUAAACCAGAUUUAUUUUUUAUUGACUGACUUCUCUUUUGUUCACCUGGAAAUUCCUAGUACAUAUAGAAAAUAAGAAAAGGUUCCCUAGAUGAGCUCUGAGGUCACUUCAGAUUUUGGUAUAGCAUGUAACUAACUAAGUAAACAGCCUAUUAUUUCACAGUUGUCCAAAGAAAAGAGCCAUGGUUCAAGCCAAGACAUGGGUCCUGACACGUCACUUUGAAGGCUUCCCGAAGGACAGCAACUUUGAGCUGAAGCUGGAGCAGCUGCCAGAGCCUAAAGAUGGAGGUAAGGACUGUGAAGAUCUCAUCUGCACUAUUACUGAGGUUAUCUGGAUCUGUACUUGUACUAAAUACAAGAUUCCUGUACCUGACUAAAGCCGAGUGAUGUCAUACGUUUGAAUGUUUUUUUUCUUCUGUUUUUAGAGGUGCUUUUGGAGGCAAUGUUUCUCAGUGUGGAUCCAUACAUGAGGUAGGAGAAAAGGGACAGGGAGGGAUUCCCCUAACAUUUGCCACCUGAAGCAUUUUGUCAUGACUCAUGUAAUGUGAUAUCUAUAAGGAAUAUGAUGUUACUCUUCAUAUUAGAACAUUGAAAGUUCUCUGAACAGUAUUGACUUUUCCAUAACAUUACUAAUCCACAUCCUUCAGUAGAUAGUACAGAAAAAGAUCUCAUCUGAUUGUUCUCCUGACAUCUCUGGUUGGUUUCCAGACCGUUCAGCCGAGUGCGUAUGAAGGAGGGGGAAGUGAUGAUCGGAACUCAAGUGGCCAAGUAAGGAAAAUAAACAAGGCUGCGAUCCCAAAUGGCACCCUAUUCCCUAUAUAGUGCACUGCUUUUAGGCCCCUGGUCAAAAGACGUGCACUAUGCAGGGAAUGGGGUGCCAUUUGGGACGCAGCCCAAGUUAUCUGCCUCUCAUCUAUCUACCAUGAGGUGACAUGCAUGCCUGCUGUUUACUGGAAGAGAAUGAGUCCUGCACCUAUGAUUCAUUUCUGAGGCCAUAGAUUAUCCUUCAUGACUUCAGUUGUAACAGCCCCCACGAUAUGCAACAUUUCAGGGAAGUCAGGAACCAAAAUACACAAUCAGUUAGGAAAGCAAAGGCUAGCUUUUUCAAACAGAAAUGUGCAUCCUGAAGCACUAACUCCAAAAAGUUUUGGGACACUGUAAAGUCCAUGGAGAAUAAAAGCACCUCCUCCCAGCUACCCACUGCACUGAGGCUAGGAAACACUGUCACCACCGAUAAAUCUACGAUAAUCUAGCAUUUCAACAAGCAUUUUGCUACGGCUGGCCAUGCUUUCCACCUGGCUACCCCUACCCCGGCCACCAGCUCUGCACCCUCCGCUGCAACUUGCCCAUGACCCCCCCCGCUUCUCCUUCACCCAAAUUCAGAUAGCUGAUGUCCUGAAAGAGCUGCAAAAUCUGGACCCCUACAAAUCAGCUGGGCUAGACAAUCUGGACCCUUUCUUUCUAAAAUUAGCCGCAGAAAUUGUCGCAAACCCCUAUUACUAGCCUGUUCAACCUCUCUUUCGUAUCGUCUGAGAUCCCCAGAGAUUGGAAAGCUGCCACGGUCAUCCCUCUCUUCAAAGGGGGUGACACUCUAGAUCCAAACUGUUACAGACCUAUAUCCAUCCUGCCCUGCCUUUCGAAAGUAUUUGAAGGCCAAGUUAGCAAACAGAUCACCGACCACUUCGAAUCCCACCGUACCUUCUCCGCUAUGCAAUCUGGUUUCCGAGCUGGUCAUGGGUGCACCUCAGCCACGCUCAAGGUCCUAAACGAUAUAAUAACCGCGAUUGAUAAAAGACAGUACUGUGCAGCAGUCUUCAUCGACCUGGCCAAGGCUUUUGACUCUGUCAAUCACCCCAUUCUUAUUGGCAGACUAAAUAGACUUGGUUUCUCAACUGACUGCCUCGCCUGGUUCACCAACUACUUUUCAAAUAGAGUUCAAUGUGUCAAAUCGGAGGGCCUGUUGUCUGGAACUCUGGCAGUCUCUAUGAGGGUGCCACAGGGUUCAGUUCUCGGGCCGACUCUAUUCUCUGUGUAUAUCAAUGAUGUCGCUCUUGCUGCUGGUGACUCUCAGAUCCACCUCUACGUAGACGACACCAUUUUAUAUACAUCUGGCCCUUCAUUAGACACUGUGUUAACAAACCUCCAAACGAGCUUCAAUGCCAUACAACACUCCUUCUGUGGCCUCCAACUGCUCUUAAACGCUAGUAAAACUAAAUGCAUGCUCUUCAAUCGAACGCUGCUUGCACCCGCCCGCCCGACUAGAAUCACUACUCUCGGCGGGUCUGACUUAGAAUAUGUGGACAACUACAAAUACCUAGGUAUCUGGUUAGACUGUAAACUCUCCUUCCAGACUCACAUCUCCAAUCCAAAGUUAAAUCUAGAAUCGGCUUCCUGUUUCGCAACAAAGCCUCCUUCACUCAUGCUGCUAAACAUGCCCUCGUAAAACUGACUAUCCUACCGAUCCUUGACUUCAGCGACGUCAUUUACAAAAUAGCUUCCAACACUCAACUCAGCAAAUUGGAUGUAGUCUAUCAGAGUACCAUCCGUUUUGUCACCAAAGCCCCAUAUACUACCCACCGUUGUGACCUGUACGCUCUCGUUGGCUGGCCCUCACUACAUAUUCGUCGCCAAACCCACUGGCUCCAGGUCAUCUAUAAAUCACUUCUAGGCAAAUCCCCGCCUUAUCUUAGCUCAUUGGUCACCAAAGCAACACCCACCCGUAGUAUGCGCUCCAGCAGGUAUAUCUCACUGGUCAUCCCCAAAGCCAACACCUCCUUUGGCCGCCAUUCCUUCCAGUUCUCUGCUGCAAAUGACUGGAACGAACUACAAAAAUCUCUGAAGCUGGAGACACUUAUCUCCCUCAUUAACUUUAAGCAUCAGUUGUCAGAGCACCUUACCGAUCACUGUACCUGUACACAGCCCAUCUGUAAUUAGCCCACCCAACUACCUCAUCCCCAUAUUGUUAUUUACAUUGUUAUUUAUUUUGCUCAUUUGCAUCCCAGUAUCUCUAUUUGCACAUCUAUCUCUCCAGUGUUAAUACUAAAUUGUAAUUAUUUUGCACUAUGGCCUAUUUAUUGCCUUACCUCCAUAACUUACUACAUUUGCACACACUGUAUAUAUAUUUUCUAUUGUGUUAUUGACUGUACGUUUUUGUUUAUUCCAUAUGUAACUCUGUGUUGUUUUUAUCGCACUGCUUUGCUUUAUCUUGGCCAGGUCGCAGUUGUAAAUGAGAACUUGUUCUCAACUGGCUUACCUGGUUAAAUAAAGGUGAAAUGAAAUAAAAUAAAAAGUAAGAGAACAAAUUGAAUGUACUUGGCAGUGUGUGCCGAGGUUCCGUUCCUGGCACUAGUGAGUGGUUCAAUGUGUUUUCACUGUGAGUCAGUCUGGGUAAAUAUACAGAACCCAAUGACUCUUCCCUGCCUCAGUUAUUCCCCUAAGGCUUUUAAAAAUGAUUUCACUGAAUUAAAUUGCCUGAGUAUGAUUAUUAAAGUGUCUUUAUAAAGGAGUACAGCAUGUCUCCGAUCUAGCCUCCAGAUAAAACCAUUUAGCAACCACUAAGGGUGUUCAUAUAGACCCAGACUAAACCUUCUCUGUAACUAAAAAUCACUUCCAAUGGAAGAUUAUCCAUUAAGCAUACUUUACGAUCUGUGUCUUCUGACACAGGCUUGUUGUAGACACACUUUAAUUACAGUGGGGGAAAAAAGUAUUUAGUCAGCCACCAAUUGUGCAAGUUCUCCCACUUAAAAAGAUGAGAGAGGCCUGUAAUUUUCAUCAUAGGUACACGUCAACUAUGACAGACAAAUUGAGAAAAAAAAAUCCAGAAAAUCCCAUUGUAGGAUUUUUUAUGAAUUUAUUUGCAAAUUAUGGUGGAAAAUAAGUAUUUGGUCACCUACAAACAAGCAAGAUUUCUGGCUCUCACAGACCUGUAACUUCUUCUUUAAGAGGCUCCUCUGUCCUCCACUCGUUACCUGUAUUAAUGGCACCUGUUUGAACUUGUUAUCAGUAUAAAAGACACCUGUCCACAACCUCAAACAGUCACACUCCAAACUUCACAAUGGCCAAGACCAAAGAGCUGUCAAAGGACACCAAAAACAAAAUUGUAGACCUGCACCAGGCUGGGAAGACUGAAUCUGCAAUAGGUAAGCAGCUUGGUUUGAAGAAAUCAACUGUGGGAGCAAUUAUUAGGAAAUGGAAGACAUACAAGACCACUGAUAAUCUCCCUCGAUCUGGGGCUCCACGCAAGAUCUCACCCCGUGGGGUCAAAAUGAUCACAAGAACGGUGAGCAAAAAUCCCAGAACCACACGGGGGGACCUAGUGAAUGACCUGCAGAGAGCUGGGACCAAAGUAACAAAGCCAACCAUCAGUAACACACUACGCCGCCAGGGACUCAAAUCCUGCAGUGUGAGACGUGUCCCCCUGCUUAAGCCAGUACAUGUCCAGGCCCGUCUGAAGUGCAUUUGGAUGAUCCAGAAGAGGAUUGGGAGAAUGUCAUAUGGUCAGAUGAAACCAAAAUAUAACUUUUUGGUAAAAACUCAACUCGUCAUGUUUGGAGGACAAAGAAUGCUGAGUUGCAUCCAAAGAACACCAUACCUACUGUGAAGCAUGGUGUUGGAAUCAUCAUGCUUUGGGGCUGUUUUUCUGCAAAGGGACCAGGACGACUGAUCCGUGUAAAGGAAAUAAUGAAUGGGGCCAUGUAUCGUGAGAUUUUGAGUGAAACCCUCCUUCCAUCAGCAAGGGCAUUGAAGAUGAAACGUGGCUGGGUCUUUCAGCAUGACAAUGAUCCCAAACACACCGCCCGGGCAACGAAGGAGUGGCUUCGUAAGAAGCAUUUCAAGGUCCUGGAGUGGCCUAGCCAGUCUCCAGAUCUCAACCCCAUAGAAAAUCUUUGGAGGGAGUUGAAAGUCUGUGUUGCCCAGCGACAGCCCCAAAACAAUAAGAAACAACCCUCAGUGAAUUCAGUUUGUGUGUCUUGGGUGAGUAGUGACCAAAUAUAUUUCCACUCAUUCCAAUAAUCAUAAAAAUUACAAUGUGUUUUUUUUCUAGGCAAGUUGACUGUACCUAUGAGCAAACAACCACAGGCACUUAUAAGAAACAACCCUCAUUAUUCAGUUUGUUUGUGUGUGUGUGUGUUUUUUUUCUAGGGUGAUCCAGAGCAACAACCCAGCCUUCCCUGUGGGUUGCCAUGUGGUUGGUAGAUGCGGCUGGAGGACUCACACUGUGUCUGAUGAUACAGGUCUGACACGCCUUCUGUCUGACUGGCCUCAGGAUGUCUCCAUGUCCCUGGCUCUGGGGGCCAUCGGCAUGCCUGGGUAAGGAGGAGGGGCUUCUUGAGUGCCAGUGGCUUCUGGGUAAAAUAUGGGGGUCACUAUGGGCUGAAUCACUAGCCACAAAGGGUAGAAAAUUUAUAUUUUCAUGCCAGAAGAAAGAUGCAUGUCAUGCUCUUGGGGCCAAUGGCAUGCCUGGGUAAAGAGGGAUUCUAAAAUGCUAACAUAACCGUAAUAUGCUAACAGUUAAUAGUUGGAGCUGGUGUUGGAGAACUGACAGCACAACUGUUUUAUAGUUUUAGCUCACAGAAUAACGGCAGAAUUGUUUUGGGACCUCAAGUCUGCCAGGAAAAGCAGCUGUAUGUUUUCCCUUCUAGGUUGAUAAAAUACAAAUUUGGGCCCCAGUUGUCUUAGCGAGCAGGUCACUGUCACCACUUAUGGUCCUGUUCUGCUUUUCCACAGAACUCUUUAAACAGUUUUACUGAGUCACAACUCUUUUUAUUCGAUAAUCACAAAUAUUUUUAAUGUAAAUGUUAUUACAAGCAGUGUUGGGUUGGAGACCACCUAAAGCGAGGCCGAUUCAAGACCGAAGCAAAUUGAGUCAGAGUUAAGACCAAGACUGGAGGGGGGGCGAGACCAAGUCAAUACAGAGACCAGAAAAAUGCGAUCAAUUCAAGACCAUGAUUGUAAUUUUGUCAAAUUGCCACCAUUAUAAGAGUUCAAAAUGUCUCCCCUUACUAAUAGUGAGCGCAGAACUUUCAAACAAUUUCCCCCCCACUUCCCUACCAGGGAAUCAAGGAAAUUCUGAUGAGCGCGACCAAGUUUGAGGAUAUUUUUCUACGAAAGUAAAGGACAGUAAUGCUACGAGUAAAGUAGGAAGCACAAGUUUCAAUAGGUGACAAGAUAUUAAUGUGUCAUACAUGGAGUGUAUACAUUUGGCCUGGCGACGCGGUUUUAUGCGCUGACAGAAUGGAAGCUGAUAAUUCUGUGUUUUUGUCUCGGGAAGAAAUGAUGAGUCGUCACGUCUGAGACAAGAUCAAGUAAAAAUGUAUCCAAGACCGAGAUACUCAAUAUGUGGUCAUGAGAGUGGACUCGAGUACUACAACACUGAUUACAAGUAAUUAAAUGUUACACAUGACUGAGGAGAGGAUUGUUUUCAGACGAGGGGUUGAAAGGUAAUCAGUGCUUUAGGAUGACAAGACAGUUGGUGGUGAUACACAGAUGUUAUGUGUAUGAUUGCUUGUGUUGAUAAUGAGUUUGAUACUGUUUGUUUUAACGGAAGUAAACUACUCUACUGUAGCUAGGUGACUAUAGUUAGAGUUCUUAUUAAAGAGCUACCCCUCUUUUGCUCUGACUGCAGACUGGUCACCAGUGUGUGCAUGCAUGGUUUCCAGGAGGUUGGGAAUGGAAAAACAGACUGCAAAAUACACCUUUCAGUUUGGAUGGAAGUUGUUUUCUAUUCAAUCUUCCCUUGUGCUCUGACUGCAGGUUGACAGCCCUGUACGGUCUGGAGGAGGUGCUGGGACUUCAGGCUGGAGAGACCCUACUAGUGAACGCUGCAGCCGGGGCCGUGGGCUCCAUCGUGGGCCAGAUCGCUAAGAUCAAGGGCUGCAGGGUGGUGGGCUCCUCCGGGUCCGACGGCAAGGUAAAAAUGAAAAAGGGAUUAAGAUGAAAUACUGGGAGGCAAAAAUUCUAGUGGUCUCUAUCUUUACUGAUCCUGAAAAUGAAAAAGGGUCUAGCACUGACUUGUUUCGGGUUACAAGCAAUUGAAACUUACUUACAUUUUCUUGUAACCUUUUUUUAUUUUCCAAUGCCAAGGUGGCCUUCCUCAAGGAGCUGGGCUUCGAUGAGGCCUUCAACUAUAAAACAGUCAGCUCACUGGAGGAGGCCCUGAAGACUGCCUCGCCUGACGGAUACGACUGCUUCUUUGAGAACGUAGGUUAUAAAGUAGUUAAAGUAUUUGGUUGUAGUAAAGUAGUUAUAUAAAGUGUAGUAAUUCACUCUGGUAGUUGGCAAUAUUGUUAGAUAUGGUCUGUUAAUAUUUAGUAUUAAAGUAGUAUUUCUCUGGUUUUAAUAUCGUUAGACAUGGAUAUAAAUUGUCUGACACUGUCAGUAUUGGGUAAUAGGUAUUUCAUCCUAACAUGUUUAUCUGGAUAUAAUGGACAUUUCCCCCUUUUCAAGGUGGGAGGUCCUUUCUCCAGUGUGGCCAUUCCUCAGAUGAAGGAGUUUGGAAGGAUAGCUGUGUGCGGCGGAAUCUCAACCUAUAAUGACACCAAUCCACAGACAGGUCUGCUCUCUCUCUCAUCUUCAAAAUCAUUAAACUCUACAUUGUCUAACUCUCAUACAGUAUGUUACCUUGAUAUGUUGUCAGUGUUGCUCAUUUCAAUAUUCCACUAGAGGGUGCCAUUCACCAGUAAUACACUCAGACUGGCCUGUCAGCAGCUGCAUAGAAAUUAAUCUCGGUUAACCCAGAACUAGUCUUGCGUAAUUGGUCAGCUGCUUGAUUAAAUUCUGGGUCCAAACAUUUUAAGAGUAACGAUCAAGAAAUGCUACAAUGAGGAGUAGAACCGGAACAAUGAGCUUCACCCUCUCACUUUGCAAGUUGCAGGCUGAAUGGCCCAUAUUUGAAAAGAUGCUAGCACCUGCGAAAUCAUGAUUUGUCCAAAUAACCAGUAACGAAAAACCCAAACACUGGAACUACUGCUGCUCGUUAUCGUAUGCAUCCCGCUCAGUCACGAAAUAUUCUACGGUACCAGUUAUGUUUACAUAGAUCUGGCCAUGAGAGAUUACAAAGAAAUGAAUGAAGAAACAUAUUGGAACUCUAUGUUCCAUUAUAGAGAACCACAAUGGAAACGAGUCUUUUUACUUUUUGUGUAUAUAAUCCUCUGCCAUUUUGGUAGAUGUAUUUGUUGCCUGGCGUGGCAUCUUUAUGUAUUUUAAAUGGUCAAAUAAAAUAAAAAAGGUAUGCCUGUACGACACCUCUCUCUAUCACUCUCCACUUUCUGUCUCUCUAUCUAUCUGAUGUAAUCUAAUCUUAUCUAUCUAUCAGGCCCAUACCCCCACCUGACCAUGAUCUUCAAGCAGCUGAAGAUGGAGGGCUUCAUGGUGGGCAGGUGGGAGCAUAAGAAUCCAGAGGCUCUGAGGAGACUGAUGGCUUGGAAGAGAGAGGCAAGUACAGUACUUGGGGAUUAAAACUAGCCUUGGUAUCAGUCUGUGCCAUCAUUCCGCUCCUUGCUCCUUGUCAUGCCAUGCACACAGUUCGGCAAUGACAUGGAGUACAAGGAGUAGAAUGUUAGCACAAAACAGGUUGGGGAUUUCAGGCUAGAUAAACUGUCUGAUGUUCAUAAUCAUAUCAUGACAAUUCUAUGGGUAACUAAUUUGGACACCAUGUUUUACAUAUUCUGAAUGUCUGUUAACUGUACACCCUGCUAGAGGUAUUCACAUUUACAAUAUGAAAUGUCUGUGACUGUGAGACUAUACACCUAACUAUACUUUAGAUUAUACCCAGCUAGCACAAAAUGUUUUUAGAACAAUAUGUUUCUUAGAGCGUGGUUGUCCUAUGGUUAUAUUGCAUGCAACCUUCCCAUAACGUUUCCUCAUGGUUCUAUUUAAAGAAAUGUUCUCAAAUUGUUCAGAGAACGUUAAGAAACAACGUUCUUCUAUGGGAAUUCCAGUACUUCAGCAUAACGUUUCCUAAAGGUUUCCUCAUGGUUCUAUUUAAAGUAAUGUUCUCAGAACAUUAAGAAAACAUUAGUAACGUUCAAAGAACGUUGUGAGAAUUAUUUAAAAACAAAUACAUUCUAUUCUCCGCAUCAACAAAACUCUAUCUUGUUAAGUGUGUUCAGGUUUGUUGGCCACACCCACUAAGUGUCCACACCUUAUCUUAAUGAGUGCUUGUUUCCUUUGAAAUGGGGUAUGUUUGAAUAGACUCAAAUGAACAGCUUUGUAUGAGUUAAAAAGAAAUGUGUUGCAUGAUUAAUGCCUAAGCAAAUGAAUGUCCAUGUGUCCUAUCUAUGCUUGGAGUUCAAAACAUUUAACCCAAACUAAGCUAGCAGUGUUAUUAAAAGCAGGGGUUGGAACCAAAAUAAUUUUACAACAGUUUUGUUCUGAACAGAACCAUUAUUUUUUUGUUCCGUUGCACUGUGCUGACCUGCAAAAUAAAGUUCUGAACCAGUUCGAACCCCAAAAAAGUGACUGUAUAUAUCGUUCCUUUGUUUUUUUGCAGUGCGGCACCAGAAUGAAAAUAAAAACAUGUCAUACCUUUUUGUAGUUAAUAAAUCCAAUGUCAAAUGUGAUAACUAUAGUAUCCUUAACUAGCAUUGAAAAGGCUCAUUGAUUCUUCUCUAAUUAAAAAUGUCUGAAUCACACUUGUAAUGUCAGUAGUCUACUAGACUAUGAUUCCGAGGGGGAGGGGCAGGUUGCCUACACACGCACACACCAGGGUUUCGAUUAGCUGGUAGGCCUAAUUGCCGCCUUUUGGCCCCCCAAAAUUGUUUUAAGCAGAUCAAUUAGAUUGUAGCCGGGAAAGGCUACACCCCGAAUUUGCGCUUUAGCACCAUUCUCACACUCCUUUGCGUGCAUGUGUGCCUGCUGCUGAGGAGUGAGAGAGGAGACUUGACCUAGGUUAUUGAAACAUGUUCUCAGAAUGUUAUUGAAUUACAUUCAAAUAACCUAUAGAUUUCAUUCUCAGAACGUUAAUAAAACUUCCCAGGAAAACUUUCAGGAAACCAUAGAGAAACAUUCUCAGAACCUCCCUGCAAACUAAAAAUGUAUGUUCCCAGAACAGGCUACAUUUUCACUUCCGUUCUCAGAACAUUUUUUAAAAAAUGUUACGUUUUAACCAUCAGGAAACGUAUGGCUUCGUUCCCAGAUUCAAUCGGAAACCAAAAACGUCCGUUCCCACAACUUCCAAGGAACCAAAUGUGCUAGCUGGGUAGUGACUACUGAAGGACCAUGUCAUAAUGUUGUGUUUUCAUCCACAGGGGAAACUGCAGUGUCGUGAGCAUGUCACUGAAGGCUUUGAGAACAUGCCUGCUGCCUUUAUGGGAAUGCUGCAGGGAGAAAACAUUGGAAAAGCAAUUGUUAAAGUUUGAUGUGGCUUCAAUGGAUACUCUAUAACAGGGUUCUUCAAUUCCGGUCCUGGAGGGCCGAAACACCUCUGUUUUUCAUCCUCUCCUUCUAAUCAGGGGCUAAUUCAGACCUGGGACACCAGGUGAGUGCAAUUAACUACCAGGUAGAAAUAAAAAACAGAAGUGUUUCGGCCCUCCAGGACCGGAAUUGAAGAACCCUGCUCUAUAACCUAUAGAAUUAGGAUUCAAGGAACAUUCUAUUCUACCCAUAGGAAAGCCAUAGUGUAACUAUGACAUUACAUUCUGGAUUUUUUUUUUUUCUAGAGUGCAUUCG
Coregonus sp. 'balchen' is the source of this 11985-nucleotide messenger RNA. NCBI's taxonomy places the organism in Eukaryota, Metazoa, Chordata, Actinopteri, Salmoniformes, Salmonidae. The record is from the annotation of a GenBank genome assembly.